Messenger RNA from Cuculus canorus (common cuckoo), 1902 nucleotides. RefSeq names its product GRAM domain-containing protein 2B-like. The transcript has 11 exons. NCBI's taxonomy places the organism in Eukaryota, Metazoa, Chordata, Aves, Cuculiformes, Cuculidae. The record is from RefSeq and is a predicted model, not a curated record. Bases 250 to 1689 code for a protein of 479 amino acids.
GUGGGCAGGGUAGGGGGGUUCUGCCCAUCCUCGCCCCGCGGGGACUCCUGGCCUCGGGACUGGGGCUCGUGGGAACGGCGCGAGGCUUUUCCCGGUCAUCGUUCGCCCGGGACCAUUAGUCACGGACCGUCUCUGCGCGGAAACUGAGUGGGGCCAUCUGGUGGUUGCACUGCGGCAGCUGCUGCACUGCAGGGACGGGCAGUGUGGGGACCCCAAACCCCUCUCCCAGCUGUGUGGGACUCAUCCUCGAUGCCGGGCAAGCUGCAGAGGAGCAGAAGGGGGGUGCUAGGUGCAAAGCGGUGGCAGAGCCUGGAGGAGAGGAGCAGCAGCGCAGCCGCCCAGCUGGGGCACCCCGUGCUUGCCAGGUCCAAAACUUACGACCCCUCCUUCUGUAAGGGGACAGAGCAGGCAGCAGCGGCCACGCAGGGACCCCCAUCCCCAUGGCUGAGCAAGCAUGCUGCCAGCUAUCACAAAGCCUUUGGGGAGCUCGCGGAGCAUGAAGAGCUGCUGGCCUGCUUCUCCUGUGCCUGGCAGAGAGAGAUGCCCUACCAUGGCCGCCUGUAUAUCUCCUCCCACUACGUCUGCUUCCACUCCAGCCUCCUCCUCAAGGACAUCAAGGCUGUGGUCCCCGUUGCCUCCAUCUCAUCCCUCAAGAAGACCAACACUGUGCUCCUGGUGCCCAACGCGCUCAGCAUCCGCACGGCUGAGGGGGAGAAGUUCCUCUUUGUGUCACUGCGCCAGCGGGAGGCCACGUACCAGCUCCUGAAGUCGGUCUGCAAGCACCUGCAGGACAAUGGCUGGAGCCCCCUGGCCUCUCAGAGGGCUGAGGAAAUGUUUAGGAAGCCUCUGACCUCAAGCCGGUCAGACCUGGAGCAGAGCACCCCGGAGCCCGACAGCUUCCAGGAGCUGCUGGCGCUGGGGAGAGCAGGAUCAGCUCCUUGCAGCCACAUGUGCCCUCCUGGCUCCCCAGAACCCCCAGUCUCCUCCUGGGCCCUCAUCAAACAUCUGUUUGCAUGCAGAUGGACCAAGCCCAACACCAAGGCAAGGGGAGGAGGAGAAUGGAGAGGCAGCAGCGCUGGCUCUGAGAAGCGAGACACCCCCCAACAUGCUAUGGGCUUGGACCCCUGCGCUGAUCAUCCCCCUCAACACCAUCAUCCUCAUCUACCUGCUGCUGAUGGUGGCCCUGCUGCUGUCCUCAGGGUACAUCGGUCUGCGCGUGGUGGAGCUGGAGCAGCAGCUGGUGGCCAUGGGGGCUUUGCCAAACCUCAACUUGUCACAACAGUGAGCGGUGGGGCUGGGACCCCCUCACCCUGCAUCCACCCCCCAUGUACAAGAAGAUGUGAAGCUGGCAAGGACCUAGCUGUCACCAGGCUCGGUGGCAGCCCAGGCACAGAGUCAGGGGCUGCUCAGGGCUGCUCAGAGCUCUUCAUCUGCUUCUUGGGGAAUGAAGUGGGGCUGGGGCUCCAUCGCUGGGUGCCUUCCAGCCCCCCAGACUGCCUGGGGAACCCACCUAAGCUGUGGGGCUCCAUCCUGCUUCCUCGGUGUCUCCCAGUACCAGGAGCUGCAGGGGCAGUGAAAAGGGCACGGGGGCUGGCUGGGCUCCUGUGCCCACCACCCUUCCUGCCCAGGGGGCAGAGGUGGCCCAGCGCUGGGCAUGGCAGGGACAAAGGGACAGAAUUAUUUUGUUAAUAAAGAUGUGACCCCUCGGGGUCUCGCUGGGCACGGUGCCCUGUCCCUGAGGACACACAACUGUCUUAUUCCUUGGGACAAGUGGAGAGAGGCUGUGAGGUCCCCAACCACCAGAGAGGAUUCGGGGGGCUGGGGUGAUCCCCACCCAGCAGCACCCGCAGAACAGGGUGAGCACCAACCUGUGCCCCUACUCUACACCCCUCCUCCAACCUC